AAACGCUGCAGCCAGUCAAGUAAGUGUUCUGUUUACUUCAUUGGUGAUGAGGUGAGGCUGAAGCCGCAAGCUAGCUAGCCUAGCUAUAGUGAUAAGUGCCGGUAAGGAUGGAUGACAAAGGGCACUUGACGGGAGGUCUUAGUGACAAACCUUCUGAUUUGCGGCUGAAGGCAGCUGUUCAUUCUUACCUCUUCUGUAAAGCAGCCGUUACGUUUUUAUUAACGGCGUUAGCAAAUUAGCACGCUAAGCUAAGCUAGCUGCAGUGGGGUCGGGUUUCGGUGUGGUGUAAUAUGGCUGUUAUCGCAAACUCAGCUCUUGUUAUCGCUGGAAAAAUUUUCUGAUUCCGUUUAGUCGCUGCAAAGUGGACCGGGUCUCUUAAGGAAACAAGCUGAGUCUGCGUGGGGAAGGACCUUAAAAGUUACUGCUUGCGAAAUCGUGCGGCCUGGAAUGGAGCCAGGCGACUUGCGUGAAAGCCCCGCCGGUUCCGGGGAGUCUGAUGCGGGGGAAUGGGGGGAUGUUAUCCCCGGGGCGGAUGAGGAGGUCAGAGGUGCUGAAACUAAAGAAUCAACAGCUGAGACGUCGCUCAGGCACACCUGCGAGGAAGGUGAAAGCGGAAAACAAAAAAGCGGCGCGGAGCUGUUACGCAGUCCACACGAAGAAGAGCUGGAUCCCCGGAUCCAGGAAGAGUUGGAGCACCUCAAUGAGGCCAGUGCAGAAAUCAACAGACUGGAACUGCAGUUAGAUGAUGCCAGAUCAGGCUACCGGAAGAUCCUCACCGAGUCUGCCAGGAAGCUGAAUGCUCAGAGCUCUCAGCUGGGUAGCUGCAUAGAAAAAGCACGACCGUAUUAUGAAGCCCGCCGCCUCGCAAAGGAGGCACAGCAGGAGACCCAGAAGGCAGCUCUGAGCUACGAGCGGGCCGUUUCCAUGCACACAGCUGCCAGGGAGAUGGUUUACGUGGCAGAGCAGGGCCUGCUGGCUGACGGCAGGAACACUCUGGAUCCCACCUGGCAGGAGAUGCUCAACCACGCCACCGCCAAGGUAAAUGAAGCGGAAGAGGAGCGACUGCGCAGUGAGAGGGAGCACAUGCGCGUCACACAUGCCUGUCAGGAGGCCGAGGCUCGGGUCCAGAUGCUGCUCAAGUCCCUGAAGAGAGUCAUCCUGAAGUCCAAACCUUACUUUGAGCUCAAGGCCCAGUUCAACCACAUACUGGAGGAGCACAAAGCCAAAGUCCUGCAGCUGGAGCAGCAAGUGACCAAAGUGAAGACUCGCUAUUCCAUCGCCCUGCGAAACCUGGAGCAGAUCAGCGAGCAGAUCCACGCCCAGAGGGGGGGAGACCCGGCAGAGGGAGGACACCCCACGGUCUGCGCCGGGAGGAGCCCCCCUGUCGGAGCCGAGUCAGACACCAGGGUUCAGACGGAGGAUGGAGCCUGCGGUGGCAGCGCGAUGGGGAAAGAUCAAGCCGAUGCCGCCAUCCAGCUGGUGGAGCGAUACAAGGACAGCGAAAAGGAGAGGGAGCGAGCCGGGUCGGAUUCUCUCUCCGUGUUCAGCCUGCAGACCAUCGCUUCCGACCUGGAGAAAUACGACUCCAUCGAGCACCUCGGCGACCUGAGCGAUGUGGGCAGCGUAACUGGGGACGAAGGGGAGAGAGAGAGGGGGGCAGGGAUGAAUAAAAGAGACAAGCUGACAGAAACGAGUGCCAGAGAGCGCCAGCAACAGUUCUACAAGCAGCACCACCGAAGCUUCAGCUUGUGAACGGAUGCAGAGCCAAAAGGGAGGACGGCAGCUAAGUCUAAGACGGAGAAUUAGCUCAGACAGACCUGGAUGUAAAUACGCACAUUAUUAUAAGCUGAACACAGUCAACACUACAGAGACCCCCAGCUUCCAUCCCUUCAGGUUAACUGCAGCCAAAAUUCACUCCCUCUGAAGAUAGAAGUUGUUUCUGGAGCAGACGUGUUUAGAAAGUCAUCAUUUCUUACUUCUGAGGCUAAUUGCUGAUCUGAUUUGCUGAGACUGGUGAACCCCCCCCCCCCCUUCCAGUCACAUCAAGUCCCAUCAGCGCUGGCUGCAAGGUGGAGGCGCACAGGCCUCUCCAGACACGCUGAGAUCACUCAAAGUCAGGAAAGAUGACAAAAACCUUUCUCUGGUGCUGCAGAGUGACAGCAUGUAUUUAUCUCCUGGAACGUGCUGGAAGAGGCUGCAUCUGCAGCAGAGACAUGGGUUUUUUGAAUAUUCCUGAAGUAGACUUCAGUCUGAAAGCAUGCACCAAAACACAGAGGGAAAGUUUGGGAUGAAGAAGCUCCAUCAUGCUUGUGUCUUAAUGUAUCUCUCCCGAUUUGUGUUAUUUGGAUGUUGUUUACAUUGAUUCCCUUUUUGUUUGCCUUUAAAUGAGUUUAAAAAAAAAAGUGUGCCUUGACACUCAACAAGGUGAUCUCUCUCCAGACCUCUUCAGAGAACAAUCGAGAGACAUUUUAUAAUUUUUUAUUUUAAUAAUCCUGAAUUGGACUCCGUUCCUGACACUUGAAAGAUUUUUGAUUUUAUUUUUUUAUUUUCUGCUGCACUUUGUCGUCAGUCUGACUUGUAAAUGUCUGUAAUUAUCAGCCCUGGAAGAUAAUGUGGAAAGUUGUAUAGAUGUUCAGAUUACCUGCACAUGUAUUUAAAUAAUUGACACAGCUGAACUGAAACAUGCACCUCACCACCUGUGAUGCUGACAUCUUUACCCUCUGCUGUAACCCCCCCACCCCCACCCCCACCCCAAUCCAUCACCCAUCCUUUCAUUUGUCAUAGUAAUCAAUAAACAGAUCAUACCUCCCGGAA
Melanotaenia boesemani (Boeseman's rainbowfish) is the source of this 2814-nucleotide messenger RNA. RefSeq names its product SH3-binding domain protein 5-like, a (gene sh3bp5la). Gene Ontology annotation, molecular function: protein kinase inhibitor activity. The record is from RefSeq and is a predicted model, not a curated record. The transcript is spliced from 6 exons. Gene Ontology annotation, biological process: intracellular signal transduction; negative regulation of protein tyrosine kinase activity. Bases 448 to 1752 code for a protein of 434 amino acids. Lineage: Eukaryota; Metazoa; Chordata; Actinopteri; Atheriniformes; Melanotaeniidae. Gene Ontology annotation, cellular component: cytoplasm.